AUGGGGUCUGAUCCGCAAUACAUCAAGUUCCCUAACCUCUCUAUCGCCCAACAUGUCUUCAACCUCUCCAACCCAGCAUGCGCUCCAGCCGUCCAGCAAUCAUCAUUGAAGAAACUCCAAGAUGUUAUCGUGGAGCAAAAAAUGGCUCCCUUCUAUCGGCAUCUCGCCCAUCCUACCGAAGGCAUCUUGAACAACUCCGGCGAGGGCGUAACACAGCUCCCACAAAAUGGCAACUCAACAAAGCCUCUCAUCACGUCCAAUCUUCUUGCAUCUCGCAAAACACCGCUCAAGUUUGAUUUCCCUUGGGAUGAGAAUCUCUACCAGUCUCUACUGGAGGAUAACAAGAAAGAACUGGAGACCUUCCAGAAGGAGGAAGAUGACGCAGAAGAGGCUGCUGGGGAGACCGAGGUACAAGCUGCGCGUGGGAAGCGAGCCGAGUUCUGGGCUCGUGUGGGAGAUAAGGACAAAGCACUUGAAUCGCACGAAGCCCUCCUCGAAAAGACCGGAUUCCUCGGCACCAAGAUUGAUCUGGUGAUGGCCAUGCUCCGCAUUGGACUCUUUUUCGGCGACCUUUUGUUUGUGAACAAGACCAUUGAGCGAGCAGAGACCUUGGUGGAGAGUGGUGGAGACUGGGACCGUAGAAACCGUCUCAAGGCAUACAAGGGAUUACAUUUACUCACCAUUCGUUCCUACAGCCUUGCUGCUCCUCUUCUCCUCGACAGUCUGUCUACAUUCACAAGCUACGAACUUUGCAGCUAUUCUUCGCUAGUGAUUUACUCGGUGCUUGCGGGAUCAUUGUCCCUCAAGCGUGUGGACUUCAAGGCUAAGGUAGUGGAUGCACCAGAGAUUAAGGCCAUCCUUGGCUCCGGGGAAGACCAAUUGGCUGCACUGAGUGGGGAAAUCUCCUCAGGUCCAGGUGCCCGGGAUGAGGAGAUGAAGGAUGCAACGGCGUCACUGCCCACACCCGCCGGUGCCAAGACCGCUGUCAACAUCUCCUCUUUCUCAACCGGCUCCGGUGCACCGAUAGAGGCUGAGGUGCCAGUUGAUUUCGCCCCGCUCGCGAACCUGGUCACCAGUCUCUAUAACGGUAACUACCGCUCGUUCUUCAAGGCACUCGCAGCCGUUGAGGAUCAGUUCCUGACACAAGACCGAUAUCUGCAUGAGCACCGGGCUUGGUUCGUUCGUGAAAUGCGGCUGCGCGCUUACCAGCAGCUUCUUCAGAGCUACCGUGUGGUGGGAUUGAGUGGUAUGGCUAACGACUUCGGUGUGACGGUGGACUAUUUGGACCGGGAUCUUGCCAAGUUCAUUUCGAACAACCGCAUCGCAUGCACCAUCGAUCGUGUCAAUGGUAUCAUCGAGACGAAUCGACCAGAUGACAAGAACAAGCAAUAUGCCGAUGUGGUGAAGCACGGUGACUCUCUGAUCACCAAGAUUCAGAAGUACGGCCAAGCUGUGCGUCUCCGGGGAAGUGAGCGAAGUUAA
Molecule: messenger RNA, 1482 nt
Organism: Penicillium coprophilum
Lineage: Eukaryota; Fungi; Ascomycota; Eurotiomycetes; Eurotiales; Aspergillaceae
Product: proteasome regulatory particle lid subunit RPN7
Exons: 3
Coding region: 1-1482 (493 amino acids)
Biological process (GO): proteasome-mediated ubiquitin-dependent protein catabolic process
Cellular component (GO): proteasome regulatory particle
Source: RefSeq, a predicted model, not a curated record